Molecule: messenger RNA, 2209 nt
Organism: Anoplophora glabripennis (Asian longhorned beetle)
Lineage: Eukaryota; Metazoa; Arthropoda; Insecta; Coleoptera; Cerambycidae
Product: neural Wiskott-Aldrich syndrome protein
Exons: 3
Coding region: 206-1552 (448 amino acids)
Biological process (GO): actin filament organization
Molecular function (GO): actin binding
Source: RefSeq, a predicted model, not a curated record
GUUAUUUUAUAAGGUCUAUGGUGUAGAGUGACGAAAUUUUGGAAUGUAUUAAUUUUAGGUUAUAUAUGAUUGUUACAUAUUCUUUUAAAAUUUAUAAAAAUGAAGUGUACUUGAGUAGUGCCUACAGUAAUUAGUAACUUAUUACUGUUGGCGGUAUAUAUUUGAUUGUAUCAGGAUUUUAAUAAAUUUCGUCGCUAAUAGCAAGAUGUCCCCUCAGCAAAACGAAUAUUGUGAACUGCUAUCAAAUGACGAAAAUCUGCAAGUCUUUAAAUUGCUGGGAAGUCGUUGUCAAUCUCUUUGUACAACAGUAGUGCAAUUAUUUUAUACCCAUCCACCUUAUCACUCAGAAUGGCUAAAAAAGGGCACAGGUGUUUUAUGCUUCGUAAAAGACAAUGGUAGAAAAAAUUUCUUUUUUCGUUUGUUCUGUUUAAGAAGAAAUAUGAAGUUGUGGGAGCAGGAAAUGUAUAGCAAUAUGGAAUAUAUUGAAGCUACAUCUUUCUUUCAUAUGUUUGAGGGACAUGAUUGUGUAGUAGCAUUUAAUUUUGCAAGUAAAGAAGAAGCCAGAAAUUUAAGAAUUGUCGUUGCUCAAAAAAUUAAUGCUAGGCGGAGAAGAGAAGAAAAGCGUUCACGUCAAAUAAAUCACAGUCAAACUGUACCUGGACCUACUGUAGAUUUUUCUGGCUUUAAGAAAAAUCCUGAUCCAACUGCUACAUUAGCUAAACGUAAAAGAAAUAUCACUAAGGCUGAUAUAAGUACACCUAUGGACUUUAAACACAUUUCACAUGUUGGUUGGAAUUCCACUUCUGGUUUUGAUGUUAAUACGGAAGACGAAGAAUUAAAGGCAUUUUUUAAAAGUGCUGGAGUAUCAGAACAACAGCUUCAGGAUAAAACGACAAGAGAAUUUCUCUAUGACUUUGUAAACACGCAUGGAGGCCGAGAUGCUGUUGUGAAAGGUAUAAAAGUUGAAUCCGUUUCUGAUGGUGCGCCCCCCGCUGUACCUCCUCGGGGACCUACACGAGGACCUCAUUUUAGAAAUGCUCCUCCCCCUCCCCUUCCUCAAAAAAGUAACAGUGUAAUGGCCCGACGACCAAAACUAAUGGAACCUCCUAAAAAACCACCUCCAGCUCCUAUUCCAGGUUUGGCCCCACCAGCACCCCCUCCUCCACCGCCACCUCCCCCAUUAGAAACGAUGGGACAAAAUAAUGUGUCUUCUCCAGCACCACCGCCGCCUCCUCCCCCAGUAGCAGACACAGUGAAUUCUGCUUUACUUCAAAGUAUACGUACCGGCACUACACUUAAGCCUGUCGAAGAGAGAAAAGUGGCCCCGCAAGAAGACGCUCGUAGUGAUUUAUUAAGCGAGAUUCGCAAGGGUUGCAAGCUAAAACCAGUCGAAGACAGAGAUAUAAGGCCUAUCUCUAACCCACCACCAGAACAAGGUGGAGCAGUUGAUUUGAGUACUGCUUUAAAGAAGGCCUUAGCAGAACGUAGCAUGGCUAUCCAUUCUGAAGAUGACGACGAUGAUGUUUCUACGGAUGAUGAAUGGGAGGACUAGUCUUCCGAACAUUAUAAUGAAAUAUUUAUGUAAUCACUUACUUUAAGUAACAGUAAUAAAUGUAGGUGAAUAAAUACCCAGUGAUCAAAAUUAUGCAGGUAUGUUCAUAGAUGAAUUUUUUUUUUAAUCGAGAAAUUCAGUAAAUGGCUGAAUAUUAUUAUUAUUUUCUGAUGUUUACUUUAACUUACCAAUUUAAAAUGACUAAUAUAAAAGGAAGGAAGUGGUUUGCUAUUUAUGUAUUAAAUAAACAAACAUAAAUAUAAAAAUUGUUUUUAAGAAUAUUUCAUUAUGUUUAGUAUUAAAUGUUUCUAAUUAUAAAUAAGCAUUUUUUAACAGCCGCAAAGCACUUAAUUUCAAUUGCUUUCUAAAAAAAAUUAACUGGUCGAAUGUUUCUUAUGCUUAAGUAUUGGAACAAACCUAUUAUAAUCUAUAGUAUAAUAUGUCCAUGUUUAUCUCACAGGUUUCAGUCCGCUCCGAUAGGGAUUGAAUUGAGUAUAACUGAUCGAAGUUUAAGAAAUAAACAUCACAGAUUUAGUUUUUAUGUAAUAAUAGUUUGUGAGAACUUCAAUUGGACUGGAACUUAAAGAGUGACCGCAAAAAUCGCCAGUUUUUUUACAAUUCGCAGAAAACUAAAGAAAAUAGAUAAAAAUAUAUUUU